AUGAUAGUGAGUUUCUUCCCCGACAGUGUCUGGGGAUGUACAGUGAAGCAGCACCAAAAGCAGAAACACCUCCUGUACCAUAAGAUCAUCUACACCCUCAUUAGCGAUAAGUACAAAAGCCGCAUCCUGCGCCGGUCGUCCUUUGCGCUGCUCUAUCUGUCGUACGUGUUUAUUAAGAUGCUUCCGGUGACGCUCGCGAUCGAAACGCACACCGGCACCAAGUCGAUCACCUCGCUGCCGGUGAAAGCGCGCCCGCUGCCAGAAAUGGUGGCACCACCGCUUGACGAUGAGGACGACGACUACUUCGAUGAUUACGAUGAGUACGAUAUAGUGAAGAAUAAAUCGGCGAAGGGAAUGUACGUUGGGGCACCGUGCGAGUUUACGUGCCACCCCAAGCUACAUCACGUGUACUGUGAUCCUACGACUAACACCUGCGGCUGCGAAAAAGAUUACGUCGUGCUGAUUGGACUACUGAAAGGAUGUGCCAAGCCCAAAAAACUUGGGGAACAAUGCUUCUACGAUCAGACUUGCAUCUACAACGAUGAGCAUGCGCUGUGCAUGCAGAUCGUCCACAACGCCAUCUGUCAAUGUGCGCCCGGUUUCCACUCCGUUAGCUAUUCGAAGCCAACGAAACGUGUCUUCUGCACACAAGACAUGGCCACCAUAACUGCGGAUCUUCCGACACUGUUCGGUGUCACGAGCGGCAUUGCCGUGCUGGCGGGGCUCAUUUGCAUGGUGCUGCAUUUAUUUAGCAAAACAAAAUAUCCACGACCUAGGCAUUUCGGUGAUGCGAACCUCGCACCGCCGAUACUCUUUUCCAGUGAUACAGGGAUACCAUUGACAAUACAGUCGGCAAGACCGUCAUCUCGUUCCAGUCAGCGCUCGAGCGGUUCCAUCGGUUCCUAUGGCAAUCGGCGACCGUCCAGUGCGCCGCUGCACGGCUCCAAAGGGGUCCUGGUCUCGACCUCCCGUACAGGUGCGGCCCGAUCUGCCGCCAUAUUGCUUGUAUCAUGUCACAUAUCUGCAAUUAGAAAUAGUAAAUCCACUAGUACCGAUUCCCAGCACCCCAGCAGCUAUCUGAGCGACGACAAUAUGACCAAAUAUCUCGAGCGCCAGCUGGAGCACCAGAAGCAGCUGCUCUACCUGGACAUACCGUCGCUCAGAACGCACAAUAAGUUGUUUUCCAAGUUUUGCAAGGCCACCGCGCUGAUCGGCAGCGGAAACCACACGUCGAGCGUGAACGUGCACGGCAGGGACAAUGAUGGGACCGGCGUCGGGCAUGUCGCGGGCAGUAGCAGCACCGCCGGUGGCAGCAAUGGGCAGUACCACGCACCGUACCAUUACGGUACCUCCACCAACGACGAUUCGAGCUUCGACGAUGAGGACGGACAUGGUUCCCGAAGACCAAGUUUAGCUUCCGUGCACAGUACCAGUUCGUCCGUGCGGAGCUACAGUAUGCGUCGGUUCGAGCAGGAGAUCCAGCAGAAGGAGCUACGGCAGGAGAUGAAACGGCAUCUGGCCCGGCUCCAGGAGCAGCAGCAGCUGCAGAAGAUCAAACCGAACAUCAUCAUCGGUGAUGUGAUAUCGUGCCCUAUGAACAAACCGAUACUGACGACACCCAGCCCGAUGACGCCGAACUCGGUCGACGACAUACUACCGUCGGUGGACGAAACGCAGGAGGUAUUCUCGCCCAACCUUAGCCAACGUUCGGUAAGCGACAGUACGGGCGGAUGUUUCGAUGGACCGUGCAGCUCGACGGAAUUGUUGAAAUAG
Messenger RNA from Anopheles marshallii, 1773 nucleotides. RefSeq lists its product as uncharacterized. The transcript is spliced from 7 exons. The record is from RefSeq and is a predicted model, not a curated record. Lineage: Eukaryota; Metazoa; Arthropoda; Insecta; Diptera; Culicidae. The coding region runs from base 1 to 1773 and encodes 590 amino acids.